Messenger RNA from Zeugodacus cucurbitae (melon fly), 1604 nucleotides. RefSeq names its product probable phosphatase phospho2. NCBI's taxonomy places the organism in Eukaryota, Metazoa, Arthropoda, Insecta, Diptera, Tephritidae. Gene Ontology annotation, molecular function: phosphatase activity. The record is from RefSeq and is a predicted model, not a curated record. Bases 330 to 1133 code for a protein of 267 amino acids. The transcript has a single exon.
GGUCUCCACUUUACGUACUCCGCUAGUAUUUGCCGCGCUCUCGCUUUUAAUUUAUACAAAUUGUUUGUCCGAAUACAAAGUAUUUGAAAUAACAUUAUAACGAGUGUAAUGUAAUUACUUUGUUAGCGCUUAAUCCAAAGUAAAGGUCAAAUUUAUGACCUCGAACAAAUUUAGCCAUUUUCGAGUGCACAAAUUUCCACCUACUCAUUCACACCUAUGCAAAUUAGACAUACGUAACCGUUGGAAAAUCAGCUGCUUGUAUUCAUAUCUACCCGUCAGCAUUGGCGUUUCGUGUGCGUUUGCUACCACUAGAUAUAACUCGUUCCAUUAUGGCCGGCUGUAAGAUGCUGCCAAGAGUGUCGCGGCGCUUAGUCGCGUUUGAUUUCGAUUGUACCGUAGUGGAUGAUAACACAGAUACUGUGGUUCGCGAUCUCUUGCCAGCCGACAAGUUCCCCAGUGAAACCAUCAUACACAAGGAGGGUUGGCAGGAGUACAUGGCUGAAGUCUUCCGACGUUUGCACAAUCAAAGCUAUACGCCAGAAGCCAUACGGGACAAGAUACGCUGCAUACCGGAGGUACCUGGUUUUGUCCGUUUGCUAAAGCGUUUGCAUCAGGCGCAAGAAAAUAAAUAUGAUUUGAUAAUUAUCAGUGAUUCAAACACUGUCUUUAUAAAUGAGUGGUUGGAGGCGCAUGGGCUGGCAAAUUGCUUUGAAAGCGUCUUCACAAACCCAGCACAUUUUGACAAUGACGGCUUAUUGCAUGUGCAACCUUAUCAUCAUCAGACCGAUUGCAAACUGAGCGCUGCCAACUUAUGUAAGGGCAAGAUAUUGGAGCACUUUGUAGCCAAGCGGAAUCUGCGCGAUAACACACACUACGAGCGCAUUAUUUAUGUCGGUGAUGGUCACAACGACUUGUGUCCAGUGCUGAAGCUAAGGCAAGGCGAUAUAGCGUGUCCUCGACAAGAUUUUGCGCUGGACAAGAAAAUAACGACGCAUCGCAAUAAAAUGGACUUGCGCGCAGAUGUCAUUAAGUGGAAAAGUGGUUUUGAAUUGCUGAAGCAAUUAGCGGAACGUGACACUGCGCUGGACGAUACGGAUGCAGGCAAAACGACGGCGGAAUCAACAAAACACUAGACAGUCAAUUGUGCGGCGUCCGAAAAUUUGUAAUCCCACUAAAUUAAAUGCAUACGGAAAUAACAUUAUAUUAAGUGCUGUGUUGAUGUGUUUUGCCCAAGCUAUUUGUGUAUUUUCCAAUGGAUCUGUGUGCAUGAAUGUCAUUGUGUCAAUCAAAUCUCUAUGCAGGAGACCAAGUACUUCUCAUAAUUGUAACGAACUAUGUACGUAUUUUACAUCUACAUAUUUGUAUAUAUUUGUGUGUUUGGACGCGAGUGUUAAUUAAAACUGUCACAUGCGCGCCAUAAAAAAUCUGAAUUCAUACAUAUUUAUUGCACUUGGACGCUAAGUUGGAGUGAAUGAGCAGUUUGUGUGCUAGUUGAUAACACGGGAAUCUCUAUUUACAAUGAUAUUACAUACAUACAUAAUAUAAAUAUAUUUUUAGAUGUUUUAGCUGCGCAUUAUUGCAUUAAAUAAAUUACUGUAAAGCUC